Molecule: messenger RNA, 1697 nt
Organism: Chrysochloris asiatica (Cape golden mole)
Lineage: Eukaryota; Metazoa; Chordata; Mammalia; Afrosoricida; Chrysochloridae
Gene: FBXL2
Product: F-box and leucine-rich repeat protein 2
Exons: 15
Coding region: 66-1337 (423 amino acids)
Biological process (GO): SCF-dependent proteasomal ubiquitin-dependent protein catabolic process
Cellular component (GO): SCF ubiquitin ligase complex
Molecular function (GO): protein binding
Source: RefSeq, a predicted model, not a curated record
AGGACAACGGGCGUCGCCAGCGCCGGGUGACUCGGGGUUGUGGGCGCGUUCGCGGCUCUUCGGCCAUGGUUUUCUCAAACAAUGAUGAAGGCCUUAUUAACAAAAAGUUACCCAAAGAACUUCUGUUAAGAAUAUUUUCCUUCUUGGACAUAGUAACUUUGUGCCGAUGUGCACAGAUUUCCAAGGCUUGGAACAUCUUAGCCCUGGAUGGAAGCAACUGGCAAAGAAUAGAUCUUUUUAACUUUCAGACAGAUGUAGAGGGUCGUGUGGUAGAAAAUAUCUCAAAGCGAUGCGGUGGAUUCCUGAGGAAGCUCAGCUUGCGAGGCUGCAUUGGUGUGGGGGAUUCCUCCUUGAAAACCUUUGCACAAAACUGCCGAAACAUUGAACAUUUAAACCUCAAUGGAUGUACAAAAAUCACUGACAGCACGUGUUAUAGCCUUAGCAGAUUCUGUUCCAAGCUGAAACAUCUGGAUCUGACCUCCUGUGUGUCCAUUACAAACAGCUCCUUAAAGGGGAUCAGUGAGGGCUGCCGAAACCUGGAGUACCUGAAUCUCUCUUGGUGUGAUCAGAUCACGAAGGAUGGGAUCGAGGCACUGGUGCGAGGUUGUCGAGGCCUGAAAGCGCUGCUCCUCAGGGGCUGCACUCAGUUAGAAGACGAAGCUCUGAAACACAUUCAGAAUUACUGCCAUGAGCUUGUGAGCCUCAACUUACAGUCCUGCUCACACAUUACUGAUGAAGGUGUGGUGCAGAUCUGCAGGGGAUGCCACCGGUUGCAGGCUCUCUGUGUUUCUGGUUGCAGCAACCUCACUGACGCCGCUCUGACAGCCCUGGGUCUGAACUGCCCGAGACUUCAGAUUUUGGAGGCUGCCCGCUGCUCCCAUUUGACUGAUGCAGGCUUUACACUUCUAGCUCGGAAUUGCCAUGAACUGGAGAAGAUGGAUCUUGAAGAAUGCAUCCUGAUAACGGAUAGCACGCUAAUCCAGCUCUCCAUUCACUGUCCGAAACUGCAAGCCCUGAGCCUGUCUCACUGUGAGCUCAUCACUGAUGACGGCAUCCUGCACCUGAGCAACAGCACGUGUGGUCACGAGAGGCUGCGCGUGCUGGAACUGGACAACUGCCUUCUCAUCACCGACGCAGCCCUCGAGCAUCUGGAGCACUGCCGUGGCCUGGAGCGCCUGGAGCUCUACGACUGCCAGCAGGUCACUCGGGCCGGCAUCAAGAGGAUGCGGGCUCAGCUCCCUCAUGUCAAAGUACAUGCCUACUUCGCUCCUGUCACCCCACCAACGGCAGUGGGGGGAAGUGGACAGCGACUGUGCAGAUGCUGUGUUGUUCUCUGACAGCCCCUGCCCCCUUCCUCCAGAGAAGACCUGAGUCUUCCUGACGUUCUCCGCCACUCCCCAACUCUGUUGAUCCUCCAUUGGGAAAGGCUUGUUACAUGUGAAAGACUUCCGUAUGGAUUGCAGUUCCUCUGGUGAUACUUUCUCACCUUUAUCCUGCUGUGACAGUCCACUUAAAGCCUUGUGUCAGUGAACACAUGGCAGGAACACUUUCCGUGCAGCCAGGACCAUGGGAGAAGCCUUGGAGCGCCUGACUCCUAAGAGGUGGGUGCCUGUCUAGGUACAGUCAGACCCUUGGCUCCAUCAGCAUUCCUCAAAACAGACCAUCAGUGUUAGCACAAAUUGAGCAGAAAAAAUAAG